AUGUUGUGGCGGCUCCCUCUUCUCCUCGCCGCCUAUGUCGGCCUUGUCGCAGGCGAAGGGCAGCGCGUGCUUGGUUCUGACAACACAGACCUGGAUCACAUCCGUGAGAAACUUCUCGAGGCUCAGAUCAUUCCCACCGUAAUUGAUGACUUCCCGCCCGCUCUGAGCCUUCGCGUCAAAUGGAAGCACGACUCUGCCGACCUAGGCAAUACUCUCAAACCCGAUCAUCUCAAAAAAGCGCCCGUAGUCCAUCUUGAAAAAGUUGAGUCCGACGCGCUUGCAGGCACUCAACUCUCCAAGGACAUGUCGUACGUCAUCGUCCUCACAGACCCCGACGCGCCAUCCCGCGAUGACCCCAAAUGGUCCGAAUUCUGCCACUGGAUCGCAGCGAGCUCUCACCUAAAAUACUCAACAAAGUCCAAAUCCAAACAUCACCUCAAGGACAUCAUCAAAUACAAGCCUCCUGCUCCACCGCCCAAGACCGGAAAGCACCGCUAUGUCUUCUUCACAUUCAUUGCAGCCAAUGGCACGACCAAGAAGCUACACCUGAGCAAACCAGAGGAGAGGAAGCACUGGGGAUCGGAUCAUGCAGGCCAUGGCGUUCGUGAGUGGGCGCAUGAGAAUGGUCUUAUUCCCAUCGGUAAGGACGAUCUAAUUCCUAUCUCGAUCACCGAGGUUAACAUCCUCUAG
Messenger RNA from Fusarium musae, 690 nucleotides. RefSeq lists its product as uncharacterized. The coding region runs from base 1 to 690 and encodes 229 amino acids. NCBI's taxonomy places the organism in Eukaryota, Fungi, Ascomycota, Sordariomycetes, Hypocreales, Nectriaceae. The record is from RefSeq and is a predicted model, not a curated record. Gene Ontology annotation, biological process: regulation of proteolysis; regulation of Ras protein signal transduction. The transcript is spliced from 2 exons. Gene Ontology annotation, molecular function: phospholipid binding; peptidase inhibitor activity.